CUGGGAGUUCAAACAUUAGUAUUAUAGUCGCGUCAUCGCUUUCGCCUUGACGAGUUUAAGCCGGCGGCUCAGUUUUAUUCGCGCCCAGCUCGCGCUCGUCUUGGUUUUACCUCAAACUCUAUUUUUCAUCCUAAAUAUUUCAUAAAAGCCGAUAACCAGUCUAAAGAGGGAGCCGUGUUGCAAGCAUGGGAGGCAAGAAGAAGGGUCCGCAACUCACGCAUCUUUACGAGGCGUGCGACACCAAUGACGUGGACGUACUUUUGGAGAUGCUGAAGAAGGACGCGGCCGGUGUCGUCAAGACCCUUAACUCGGACGGGUGGACGCCCCUUCACCAAGCGGCGUACGCGGGCGCAAUCGACUGCGUGGAGGAGCUGAUCAAGGCGGGCGCCGACGUGCGCGCGCCGUGCCGCCAGGGUGACACGCCCAUCCACUACGCCGCCGCGCAGUCGCACCACGACGUCAUCGAGGUGCUGGCCAAGGCGGGCUCGCCGCUGGAGCUCAAGGACAAGGACGGCGAGACGCCAUACGACGUGGCGGGCAGCCGCGCCACCAAGAAGCUCAUCGAGCAGCUCAUCGCCAAGCGGGAGGCGUCGGGCCAGGACACCGGCAAGGGGCGGGCGGACGGCGAGUACGACAGCGAGGAGGACUGGGAGGAGGUGGAUGAGGACGCGCUGGCUGCUGAGGAGCUGGCGGCGUUGAAACUGGCGGAGCAGGCGGCAGCGGGCGGCGGCGAGGCGGGCGGCAAAGACAAGGCUGCCGGGAAGAAGGGCGGGAAGAAGAAAUGAGGCAUGCACCUGCCAUUAGUGAGGUGUCAGUGAGAGGAGAGGACAGGAGAGGAGCAGGCAAGGGCUGUCAGGGGCUGUGGCGUAGGGGCUCGGCGGCUGGUCGUGAAACCUGAAGAUGAGAGCCAGGCUCGUUAGUAGCUUGUUGCGGGGACGAGGCUGGAGAAAAGGGAUGUGGCUUUCGCAGCCAGGGUUGAUAACAUCGAGUUGGCAGGGACAUGAAGGAGAAGGUCGCGUGACAGACGUCGUCCCGAACCGCCGCGUUCGGCCCCCAGGACCCACGCUUGCGUGAUGUUAGCCAUGCCGCCCACCAGUCACCGAGCGGUGGGUAGGCAGGCGGUAACGCGGGCACGGUGGCGUGGGUCAUCAAGGGGGGCACUCUAGGUAUUAGGAUUCUGAGACGGAAGGCUGCACGCAUCCGCCUGAUGCAGAAGGCGGCCGCAGAGCGGCUGGUGAACGGGGGGUGUAAACCAAGGCGGCA
This is a messenger RNA of Chlamydomonas reinhardtii, 1263 nucleotides long. RefSeq lists its product as uncharacterized. Bases 186 to 785 code for a protein of 199 amino acids. The transcript has 6 exons. Lineage: Eukaryota; Viridiplantae; Chlorophyta; Chlorophyceae; Chlamydomonadales; Chlamydomonadaceae. Gene Ontology annotation, molecular function: protein binding. The record is from RefSeq and is a predicted model, not a curated record.